AUGUACGAGGCGAAGUUUCCCGAGGUGGACGAGGUCGUCAUGGUCCAGGUCAAGUCCAUCGCGGAGAUGGGCGCGUACGUCCAACUGCUAGAGUACAACAACAUCGAGGGGAUGAUCCUCCUCUCCGAACUGACCCGCCGACGCAUCCGCUCGGUGUCCAAGCUCAUCAAGGUGGGCCGCGUCGAGCCGGUGAUGGUGCUCCGCGUGGACAAGGAGAAGGGGUACAUCGACCUCUCCAAGCGCCGCGUCUCCCCCGAGGACGUCGCCGCGUGCGAGGAGAAGUACAACAAGUCCAAGAUGGUCCACUCCAUCAUGCGCCACACCGCGGAGACGACCACCGCGACGCUCGUCGACCUCUACGAGCACAUGGCCUGGCCCCUGUACGCGAAGUACGGCCACUGCUUCGAGGCGUUCAAGCACAUGGUCGGCGACCCGAACAAGGUGCUCGACGAGCUGAAGAAGCCCGACGGCUCGCCCGCCGUCGACGACGAGGUCAAAAACGCGCUGGUGAAGGACAUUCGCCGGCGCAUGACCCCGCAGCCGCUCAAGAUUCGCGCCGACGUGGAGCUGACGUGUUUCGCGUACGACGGGGUGCUGCACAUCAAGGAGGCGAUGCGCGCGGCGGAGGCGGUGUCCACGGAGGAGUGCAAGGUUAAGAUCUCGCUCGUCGCCUCCCCGCUCUACGUCGUCUCUGCGCAAACCUUGGACAAGGACUUCGGCGUGAAGCUGGUGGAUCAGGCGGUGGAGGCGUGCGCGGCGGCGAUCGCGAAGCGCGACGGGAAGAUCGUCGUGAAGGAGGCUGCGCGCGCGGUGUCCGAGCGCGACGACCGGCUCCUCGCGGAGAAGAUGGAGAAGCUGCAGAAGGCGCAGGAGGAAAACUCAGACUCGGACAGCGAGGACGAAACCAUGGGCGACGUGGACAUCGAGAAGCAGACCGGCCUCACCGUCUGA
Messenger RNA from Micromonas commoda, 951 nucleotides. RefSeq lists its product with no specific name. Gene Ontology annotation, cellular component: eukaryotic translation initiation factor 2 complex; eukaryotic 48S preinitiation complex; eukaryotic translation initiation factor 2B complex. Lineage: Eukaryota; Viridiplantae; Chlorophyta; Mamiellophyceae; Mamiellales; Mamiellaceae. Gene Ontology annotation, molecular function: translation initiation factor activity; RNA binding; ribosome binding. Bases 1 to 951 code for a protein of 316 amino acids. The record is from RefSeq and is a predicted model, not a curated record. The transcript has a single exon.